UUAUCUCUCUCUUCUCUCUCCUCUCUCCUCUCUCCUCAAACAAACCCUAAUCAACAAAGAUGCAGCAGCAAACCAAGCUUGGAUGGGGCAAAGUAGAUGAAGAUAAGAGAAGAGAGAAAUAGGGAGACGAUUAAUGCUCAUCUUCUACCUCUUCUGGUACGCUGCCAUCGCCGUUCAACUCACCAUCUCAUGACUCAAUCGGUUUCUCGUGAAAUCGCUUAGAAAUGCUUCUUGGGAGCUUGGUAUUUAGGGUUUUUUGUAAAUUUUCAGAAAUUGCAUAUCCGAAGAUGAAUGACACCGAUGUCCAGAAGCAUAUCCAAUAGAUGGUUAGAUUCAUCCGCCAAGAAGCGAAGGAAAAGGCUAACAAGAUCUCUGUUGCCGCCAAAGAAGGGCAUACUGCUAGAAAGGUUUUGAAGCAUGGUCUUCAACCAGGGGAACUAGCCCUCAUUUCUAAAGAAACGGUGGCUCCUUAUGAAUGCGCUGCUCUCAGCAAGGCUUACCUCUUUCCAAAAGUACUGCUACACUUCCUUGGUUCCAUACAUGUGUUAAAAGUGGAGGGGAGCGACUUCUUCCUAAGUGGUAUACUGAAAAAGGUGUUAGUGUAUCAUGAUCUUCUGGGAAUGCUGCAACACCCUCACCAUGCAAAGGUUAGACAGUGCUACUCGAACUUUCUGCCACCGCCACCCCUAAAAUGAAAUAGAAGUAGAAUAGAAGGUUUUUUGGUUUUUUUUUUAUCAAUAACUGCAGGUUACUCCUAAAUUCUGCAAGCAAUUCAAUAUGCACACGUCGGAGAUGUGAUCAACAAAGCCCUUGUGAAGUACAAGGAUGAAGUGACAAGUGGUUCAUUCCCUGGACCUGACCACAGCCCAUAUAAAAUCAGUGCUUCAGAAGUUGGUGGUUUCUUGUAUUUAAUUUAAUUUUAUUUUUUUAGAUUAAAAUUGUAAUAUUACAGCCUUUUUUAA
This is a messenger RNA of Chenopodium quinoa (quinoa), 962 nucleotides long. RefSeq names its product 3-methyl-2-oxobutanoate hydroxymethyltransferase 1, mitochondrial-like. Lineage: Eukaryota; Viridiplantae; Streptophyta; Magnoliopsida; Caryophyllales; Amaranthaceae. The coding region runs from base 324 to 695 and encodes 123 amino acids. The record is from RefSeq and is a predicted model, not a curated record. The transcript is spliced from 6 exons.